GUUCCAACGUUAGCGUCUAAUCUCCGCAGUUUGCCGCGAGACGAUAUAAUAGCCACCCCGCAGUUAUGGAGCUGGAGUCACUAGGUAGCUCUGCUGUUCGUCACAAUGUUGUUCGCUAAGUUGUGUACUGUGUUGGCGGGUGCUGUUGUGUCUGUCCAAGGGCAAACUACCAAUGACAAGGCCAUACGCCCAAACCCUCCCAAUGGACACUGGGUCGAUGCAUGGGCAUGCAUGCCACAAAACACAGAGCCUGCCAAUCUCCCUCCAGCGCCUUUCAAUGUAACCGGCGCAGUCUUCGUCAACUCUACGGUCAGGCAGACUUUGUACAUGACAACGGACGCUUCGCAGAUACGCAUCAAAAUUUCCAAUGCGUUCGGAGGCUCCAACCUACCCAUUACAGCGGUCACAGUCGCUCUGUCUGCCAACAAUACUGCGGGCAUCCAUCAGAUCCAGGCUCAGACAUUGCAGAAAGUCACCUUCUCUGGAAAGGACUCAAUCAGCAUUCCUAACGGAGCUCUGGCCGUUUCUGAUCCUCUCAACUUCGCUAUCAAGGCCAAGCAGGUCAUCACAGUAACCGCAUAUCUUGCAGCAGGCCAAAAGACCAAUACAAUCACCAGCCAUCCUGGGAGCAGGACGACCAGUUGGUGGCAGUUUGGCAACGCUGUGGAUGCAGCGCAGCUCGCCAUCACAGAUGCUGCCACGCAAUCAGCAGCACACUGGUACUUCCUCUCCAGCGUAGAAGCAUGGGCGCCAAAGAGCAUCGGUAGCUUGCUGAUUGUAGGCGACUCGAUCACUGACGGCCGCGGCUCUAUCCCCGAUACAAACCAACGCUGGCCGGACCUGCUCCUCGCUCGCCUCCAAAAGAACAAUGCCACCAAAUCCAUCUCUCUGGGCAAUCUCGCAGCAGGCGGAAAUCGCGUUCUGAUCGAUGGUUUGGGCCCGAACGCAUUCGGCCGCAUUGACCGCGAUGUCCUCGCGCACCCUGGUGUCAAGUAUGCAAUGGUCUUCGAGGGCGUGAACGACAUUGGAGGGGCAGCGCCGACGGCAGAGGUGCAGAACGCAGUGUACGAGGAUCUCGUCCAGGCUUACAAGCAGAUCGUGACGCUGAUUCACGCACACGGUAUCCCAGUGUUUGGCGCCACUAUCACGCCGUUCUCUGCUCCGAGUAACUUCACGUCAUCAAGUUAUUCGAAUCCUGUUCGAGAGGCGACGAGGCAGAAAAUCAACGACUUCAUUCGCAAUUCUGGGACGUUUGAUGCAGUUGCCGAUUUCGAUAAGUUCCUUGCUGACCCGAGUAACCCGAGUCAACUUGCUCCUCAGUACGAUUCUGGGGACUAUUUGCAUCCUGGCCCUCUUGGAUAUCAGCGUUUGGCAGAUGAGUUCCCCGUGGAGAUCUUCGGCCAGUUUGAGGAUGGUGUCGGUGGGUUUAUGUAGUUGACGCCGAGGAUCCGUAGCGCAAAAAGCUUGCG
Boeremia exigua is the source of this 1469-nucleotide messenger RNA. Its product is annotated as SGNH hydrolase-type esterase domain-containing protein. The record is from RefSeq and is a predicted model, not a curated record. The transcript has 3 exons. The coding region runs from base 106 to 1434 and encodes 442 amino acids. NCBI's taxonomy places the organism in Eukaryota, Fungi, Ascomycota, Dothideomycetes, Pleosporales, Didymellaceae.